AACAAUAACCAAUCAGCUGACCCAGAGGUUUCAGCCAAUCAGAGGCAGUGAUGAGGCACAGCAGUGGUGACGCGAGGACAUGGGGCGGGGCUAAGUUGCCCGGUAACAGCUCAAACAGUCCGUUGAUAGGAUGGCGUCGCGGUUACAAAAGGGCAUGAAGUCUAAAACGAGCAGCGCGAUGGUGGUCACCGCCGUUGCCUUUCAGGACCACAUCACUCGGAGCCUGCUGCAUUCAAACUUCUCAUUAUCUGACCCUUUGUGGAGAUGCAACAGAAAAGCCCCCAGAAAACAACAAUCAGGAGAAAACGUGGAGGAGGAGGAGGAGGAGAUGGGUUUCCAGAGGCAGGAGAGGCAAGAUGAGCGUGAAUACGUGCUCGAUCCUGCUCCAUCUCCUUUAACAUUGGCUCAGAAGAUGGGUCUGGUGGCUUCCCCGGCAGAGAGGCUGAUGGAGGCAGAGUGGACGCGGGUCAAGGCGAGGUCUGUUGAGCAGGGGGAGUCUGCUCAACCCUGUGCAAUAUGCAGGGAGGAGUUCCGCCUGCAGCCUCAGGUGUUGCUGUCCUGCUCCCAUGUUUUCCACAAAGCGUGUCUGCAGGCCUUUGAGAGGUUCUCGGGGAGGAAGCGGUGUCCCGUGUGCAGACGGGAGCAGUAUGAGACACGCGUGAUCCAUGACGCAGCCCGUCUCUUCAGACACCAGUGUGCCACCAGAAUUCAAGCAUGCUGGCGAGGCCACGUUGCCCGUAAGUGGUACAGACACGUGAGGAAAACAAUCUGCCCAAAGGACAAACGGCUGCGACGCAGAUUCUUCGAAGCAAAGUUGCAGGAGUUGAAUGACAGCUUUGUCCGACACUGUCACACCAACAUGGAGGCUUUUCUGAGUGAUAUCGACCGCUCCCUGUCAUCAAGCAGACGAGUGUUCCAGCAGCUGGAGAGAAAGAGCGUCGCCGAGCCACGGGAAAACGACUGGGACAGAAUACAGAGGCAGGUGAUCCAGAGAGGUGUGCUGGACUGCCCCAUCUGCCUGACGGCACUGUGCAGCCAGGACCUGCCAACAGAAGCCGCUCAGUCCAACCGUCAGCAGCGAAGACGAACCGUGCUGCUGUCGUGCUCUCACCUCUUUCACCAGCUCUGUUUGGAGGCGUUCGAGUCAUUUACAGCAGACAGCAGACCUUCAUGUCCCCUCUGCAGAUCUGUCUACUACAAAAAAGUCAUCUGAAGCAGACUCCAAGAAGAAAUAUGCAAAUGGCAUCAGGAUGAAGAGGCAAAGGUUGGAGAACAGUGACACCAGGUUCCACAGACCUGCAUAAAAACAACCAUGAGUAUGUGCACAUUACAUACAGUAUUAUAAAUCAAUAAUUACAUUUUUGAUAUCACAAUGUGAUUUUUUUUUUAGAUUCAGGGGCCACAAAAACAUUUUCCCAGAUUUUUCCCUUCAUUACUAUCGUACAAUAGUUGUAAGUGAGGCGUAACACAGGGUUUUACACACUGGUUCUAUCUGCCAAGGGCCUCUCUGAAAAGUCUCUGAUGCCCCCUGGUGGACGAUACAACACACAACAUCCUUUGUUACUGGAUUAGACAUACAAAGACUUUUCCACCUGGUUAUUUAAUACAUGUUCUGUGUAUUUACAAAAUGCUUAAAUUACAUUUUUGAAAUUCAAAAUUUAAAAAGAAAUUGUCUUUUUCAAUCCUGAUUACUAACAACAGUGACAAUAACACAUGGGUUCUAUUGAAACGUUUAUUGGGCGUCUGUUUGUAAAACUAAGAGACAAAAAAUGUAUUAACCAACAUUAAAGUCAAGCAGGUUCAACAAGUUUACACACCUCAUCUACUCUUUUAAUCCAGUUUUUGUAGAUUAAAUUAAGAAACCAAAAGUGUGAUACUGCGAUAGUGUAUCACUCCUUAACAGAAUUAUUAUAUCAACAAUAUAAAAACAAAAAACAUAAAUAUAUGUAUGAGGGGUCAGUGAUGGAUUUCCAAAUGUUAACUUGUGUUUUUAUACAAAACAUCUAUUUAAAACAUGAAAUGAGUGAGCACUAGUCACACCUUUGUUCACCAUGUUAAUCAAUAGCAGGUUGAAAUAAGUUAAAAAAAAAAAGUGUUAAAACAAUUAAUUCUAUUGAAUGUGAAACUUCAUAUGUUUGAGG
Solea solea (common sole) is the source of this 2141-nucleotide messenger RNA. It is a transcript of the gene rnf32, whose product is annotated as ring finger protein 32. Gene Ontology annotation, molecular function: protein binding. The transcript is spliced from 8 exons. The coding region runs from base 131 to 1213 and encodes 360 amino acids. NCBI's taxonomy places the organism in Eukaryota, Metazoa, Chordata, Actinopteri, Pleuronectiformes, Soleidae. The record is from RefSeq and is a predicted model, not a curated record.